GGAACUAAUUAACUUCUGUAUAAAUAUAUGCCCAUUACAGCUUCUUUUAAACCAAAUCACAACUAUCAUUUAUUAUUCUUUCCAGAGCUCAUUCUAUUACACAAUGGCUACUAAAUUUUCCUUCUCAAUUCUAGCCAUUUCAUUGCUGCUAGUCGUUGCUUCUGCAAAUCUUAAUGAGGGGCAUUUUCCUGUUGAAUUUAGUUACACGGGUUUAAAAGGACCAGCGCACUGGGGAAGGUUGAAUAAAUCUUUCUCACCAUGCUCGAUGGGGAAGCAUCAGUCUCCAGUUAACAUUUUAACCAACCAAACCCACAUCGACACAGCUUUGGGACCCUUAGCCAAGAAUUAUAUCCCUUCUGCAAAUGCCACAAUCGUCAAUUUAGGCUUUGUUAUUGUGGUACAUUAUGAGGAAGAAAUUGGAGAGUUGGUGAUAAAGGGUAAGAAAUACACCUUCAAACAGAUGCACUGGCAUACUCCUGCGGAGCACCGAAUUGAUGGACAAAUAUUUGCUGCGGAGCUCCAUGCAGUCCAUUUGGCGGAUGAUGGCAGUGUUGCAGUUCUCUCAGUCCUUUACAAGUAUGGUAACCCGGAUCCACUUCUCAAUAAGAUAAGUAAAUACUUGCAUGAGCUUGGUGGGUCAAGCAAUCAUAAAGGAGUUAAUAAUAUUCCAAUGGGAAAAUUGGAUACCCAUCACUUGAGGCGAAAGACAAAUAAAUAUUAUAGAUACAUGGGUUCUCUCACUACUCCUCCAUGCACUGAAGGUGUCACCUGGACUGUCCUUGCCAAGGUGAGGUCAAUUUCGAAGGAGCAGGUAGAGGCUUUGAGAGCUCCAUUGGCGUCACAUAACAAGAGAAAUGCAAGGCCUUUGCAGACUCUGAAUGGAAGAACUGUUGAACUCUACAAAGUUAAGAAAGGUCAUCAUCUUCUUCAAGUUUAGAUGCCAUAUUGAAACAAUAGAAAUUGUACACCGCCUUUGUCCACCGCUUUUGUCCACUCUCUGUAUUUAUAUCCUAAUCUUUUAGUCUGAUGAAAUGUCAUUAUUGUCCACUUAACUUUUCUUAAUUCCGAUUAUUGAGUCCUGAUUAAUUAAUUAUUUUGCUCAUGAUUUACUUCA
This is a messenger RNA of Mangifera indica (mango), 1114 nucleotides long. Its product is annotated as alpha carbonic anhydrase 1, chloroplastic. Bases 104 to 937 code for a protein of 277 amino acids. The transcript has 6 exons. The record is from RefSeq and is a predicted model, not a curated record. Lineage: Eukaryota; Viridiplantae; Streptophyta; Magnoliopsida; Sapindales; Anacardiaceae. Gene Ontology annotation, molecular function: carbonate dehydratase activity; zinc ion binding.